AUGGACGCCAUCAAGAAGAAGAUGCAAGCGAUGAAGAUGGAGAAGGAUGCCGCCUUGGUCAGAGCUGACGAAGCUGAGUCAAAGGAACGCGAGGUGCAAACCCGUCUUGCCUCCGUUGAGGAAGAGCUCCGUGACACUCAGAAGAAGAUGGUUCAAACUGAGAACAAUUUGGACGAAAUCCAAGAGAAACUCGCCAAUGUCACCACCCAAUUGGAGGAGAAAGACAAGAAGGCUGCUGAAGCUGAGGCCGAGGUCGCUUCGAUCAAUCGCCGUAUCGUUCUCGUUGAAGAAGAGCUCCAAAGAACCGAGGAACGCCUCAAGGUUGCCACCGAGAAACUCGAAGAGGCUACUUCUCAAAUCGAUGACACUGAGAGAGCUCGUCGCGAGAUGGAAGCACGAUCAUUCCAAGUUGAAGAGAAGGCCAAUUCUGUUGAGGAACAACUCAAGGAAGCCCAAGCCCUCGCCGAGGAGGCCGACCGAAAAUACGAUGAAGUUGCCCGUAAACUUGCCAUGGUUGAGGCUGAUCUCGAGAGAGAGCUGAGGAAAGGGCUGAAGCCGGAGAGAACAAGAUCGUCGAACUUGAGGAGGAGUUGCGAGUGGUGGGAAACAACU
Mesorhabditis belari is the source of this 612-nucleotide messenger RNA. The record is from the annotation of a GenBank genome assembly. Lineage: Eukaryota; Metazoa; Nematoda; Chromadorea; Rhabditida; Rhabditidae.